AUGGCGCCCAAAAAUCGUGUCAUCAUUGACACUGAUCCUGGUGUUGACGACGUCCUUGCCAUCCUCUACGCAUUGGCAGCCAAGGCCGAAGAUCUUGAAGUGAUUCUCAUUUCGCUGACAUUUGGCAACGUUGAUGUGAGAUCGUGUCUACGCAAUGUUGUGGCCAUCUUCCACAUUCUGGAGAAGGAACUCAAAUGGCGGAAGGAACAAGGCAAACCACUUGGAUUCGAAGGAAUUACCAAAUAUAAGCCAAUCGUUGCCAUUGGUGCCGAGGAACCUCUACAGGACCGGAUUGAGAGCGCGGAUUAUUUCCACGGCAUCGAUGGCCUGGCGGGUACGCAUUCGAGCCAUCCACAUUUUUCACCAGAGGAAAGCUGGAAGAAGUUGUUUGAACAGCCACCGGCCGACCCAAAUCUCACGAAAUUGGCAAAGGAAGAGGUCGAUCUUGAAGAACCAACCGAGUCAUUUGUCCCGUCUCUCGUACCUGCUCACCAAGAAAUCCUUCGUAUCCUGAAAGAAAACGAACCAGACACAAUCACAUUGAUCUCCAUUGGACCCCUGACGAACUUCGCAUUAGCCGCCGCCGAGGAUCCGGAGACAUUCCUGCGUUGUAAGGAAGUCGUCACCAUGGGUGGCACCGUCGAUGGCAUUGGCAAUGUCACUCCCGUUGCGGAAUUCAACGUCUACGCCGACCCCUAUGCCGCGGCACGCGUGUACGCGCUCAGCUCACCGAUCCCAGCCUCCACCAUGCCCGUCGCAACCAAAGGCGAGCGGUCAUUCGAUCUCGCCAGUUACCCGACACAGCUUCCGCGACCACUCAAACUGACACUCAUGUCGCUGGACAUCACCGAAUUCCACAUGCUCAGCCGCGGGCUAUUCACCAGCCAAGCGUCAUCUCUCGCCGAGCAAGGCAGCCCACUGGCGCAGUGGAUGACGGCGUUCAUGACGCCGAUGCUCGACAAGAUGGAGCGACUGCACAUCGGGCACGAAGGCGAAGGCGCCGCCCUGGCGCUUCACGACCCGCUGUGCAUCUGGUACGUGCUGACGCAGGACGACGCGCGCUGGAAACCCAGCAGCCGCAGCCCAGAGGACAUCCGCAUCGAGACGGCCGGCCAGUGGACCAGAGGCAUGACCGUCGGCGACAAGCGCGCUCGCAAGCGCCGCAAUAGCGACGGCGAAGUGCCCCAUGACCGUGGCAAUUGGCUCGGCAAUCGCAGUGGCAAUAGAGUCUUCCGCAUGUUGGAGAGUCCCGGUCGGGAUGUUGCUGGCAAGGUGCUUAUUGAGACGAUUCUGGGGAACUAA
Molecule: messenger RNA, 1302 nt
Organism: Exophiala bonariae
Lineage: Eukaryota; Fungi; Ascomycota; Eurotiomycetes; Chaetothyriales; Herpotrichiellaceae
Exons: 1
Coding region: 1-1302 (433 amino acids)
Biological process (GO): purine nucleoside catabolic process
Cellular component (GO): cytosol
Molecular function (GO): purine nucleosidase activity
Source: RefSeq, a predicted model, not a curated record